Coniophora puteana RWD-64-598 SS2 is the source of this 792-nucleotide messenger RNA. RefSeq lists its product as uncharacterized. The coding region runs from base 1 to 792 and encodes 263 amino acids. The transcript has 13 exons. NCBI's taxonomy places the organism in Eukaryota, Fungi, Basidiomycota, Agaricomycetes, Boletales, Coniophoraceae. The record is from RefSeq and is a predicted model, not a curated record.
AUGACUGUCAUCUCAUCCACACCUGCUGACAUCAUUGCCAUUACUGGAUUACAAGCAGACGCCUAUGCUCAAGUAUCCAUGGCUGCUCUAGUCACCUAUGAUUGUUUGCUUAGCUUGAAUCAAGAGAAACAAAAGCCAUCAUGGAUGACGGCCUGCUAUGUGUUUUGCAUAGCUUCGAUAUGCGGGCUUGGUGAACACAAUAGCUUCAGUUUGUUCGGCGAUUCAGUUCGUGGCAUUCCAUUCCCAUUCUCCGAUAAGCUAGACUCAAAGAAAGAAAAAUAUCGAGGUUCCAUAUUUUACACCCUGAACUGGGUCCUGACGAACAUGCUCAUCAUGGUUGUUCAAAGUCAUUUUGGCUCUAUCGUGGUUAUUCCUGGUUACACAGCUAUUCAACUUGUUGGGAAUUAUCUUAAUUGUGCCAAUAUUUGGAAUCAAAUUCCCCGCUGGUCUUUGGCUGAUUCAGGAAUAAUCACCACAGUUGAAGAAGGAAUCCUGCUCGGUGUUCCUGGGUGCUUGGAAUACGCUGAGAAAUUCUCUAUACCGGGAGAUAUUGCUCAUUCGAUCGCCAUGUUGGUUUUUGAUGUCACAUUGAUAAUACUGGUCGUCUACCAUUUAACGUGGACUCUCAGAGAACAUUCCGAGCUAAGGCGACAGGGACCUAUAGGAAUUAUUGAUCUACUUGUACGGCAUAGUGUAACUUAUUUUGCGUGCUUACUUCUAUAUGCUGUGGUCCAGAUUGCUCCCGAUGCUCUGUUAACCCAGAUAUCCGCGAGAAUCACAAAAUACGUCUGA